UGCGGUAGAAUGCUCCCUGUUGUUUUCCUCGCGCGACAAUAUAAUCUGCGUUUCCAUUGUCGAGGAGCGCGUCACAUAAAACUACAUCGGUUAUUCGCUACGGCGCUUAUUCGCAAUUAUUUAUUUGCAGCGGUGGCAACACCUGUAGAGAAAAGAUUAGGUGUGCCCAUAGAAGCGGAAGAUGGAUGCAACCCGUCGAUAGGAGCAGCUACCUUCGUCUCUGAUGCAAGAGACUGUCAGGUGUUCUACAUCUGCGACCAUGGCUGGCCGAAGAUAACGCGGUGCCCUGGUGUGACGAUCUGGACACAGAUCGACGAUCACGAAGGGCGCUGCGAGGCACCGGAGAAUGGCACCAACAGCGUGUGCGGUUACGUACGUCCCCCGCCUCCUACCGUCACCGAGGAGAAGAUCAGAAUAGAGGACGGUCUGGCGUACUGUGAGUGGCAUUGCGUUAACUCCGCAGAGUGUAUCACCAACCUAGCUGUGUGUGACGGUGUGCAACACUGCAGCGACGGAUCAGAUGAGAGCGACUGCGCAGUAGAGUGUGACCCACGGACCUGCCGACUCCCCGGCUGCAGGUGUUCAAACACUGAUGUUCCGGGUGGUCUCCUGCCCACUGAGGUGCCCCAAUUGGUGAUGCUCACAUGGGAGUCUGCAAUCAGACUCGAGGACUACAACCAUCUUCUUCAGCAGGUCUUCAAAAAGGUUAACAAUCAGCGAAAAAGGAUCCGGAGAGAGAACCCCAACGGCUGCCCCAUGGUAGGAACCUUCUUCAUUAAUCACCAGUUCAACGACUACGCCGCCACACAGGACUUGUACCACGACGGCCACGAGAUAGCUGCCAUGUCUAUCAGUCAUGUACCCGACGUGAGCAACUACUGGCAAGAACUGGACGAGAAUAUGUGGGCGAGAGAAAUCGCUGACCAGAAGCAAAUGUUUGAACAUCUGUCCUUCGUGCCUGAAUCAUCGGUCGUCGGUAUGCGUGCCCCCUACCUUCAACUGGGCGGUAACCGGCAGUUCUCUAUGCUUCAGGAUAAUGGGUUCCGCUAUGACAUGUCAUGGCCAACUCAGCAGAUGGAGCCACCGCUUUGGCCGUACACCCUGGAGUACAGAAGCACACAGGAGUGCGUAGUUGCACCGUGUCCAACUGCAUCUUUCCCUGGCUUGUGGGAGGUGCCAAUGGUUGACUGGCUUGAUACCAAUGACACCGUGUGUAACAACGUUGAUGGAUGCUACUUUCCACUGAGCAAGGAGGAGUCGUUGACGCUUCUCAGGAGUAACUUCAGACGUCACUACGAGACUAACCGGGCGCCAUUCCCAUUGAAUCUUCGCGCACGUUGGUUCUACGAGGCACACUACAAUAUUGAGGCGUUGACCGAGUUUCUAGAUGAGCUUGAGGCACUUCCAGAUGUCUACCUCGUCACGGUAUCCCAGACCCUUGACUGGAUAAUGAACCCUAGCCGAAUCUCAGACACCGCCAGGUUUUUCACAUGUGACUACUCGGACAGACUGCCAUUGUGCAAGGAACCAAUUUCUUGCACGUACCUUAACAUCACCCACCCACCCAACAGCAUAGAGCACCAGGGCGACCGCAGAAUAGAGACAUGUGCAACCACUUGCCCACCACGCUACCCCUGGGUCAACAACCCUGACGGCAACCUGUAGGUGGCGCCACCAUAGAAGCCAUCUGACUCAGCUAACAUCCUACAACAUUCGUUAUCUGAAGUUCUGCCUGCCAGGCAUCAUCUCGACAUUACGUCCUUUUCCCACGACUUCGACUUGCCCCCAGUAUUUCUCUCGUCCUCCCUUUCCCACAUGAUCUUAUUUAUCCACCACUUCUCCCUAUACCUUUGUUAUUUUCAAAUAGAUGUAGUGAUUCUUCAUAAACAAUCAUGUUAAUUUAUAUAGUAUUAUUUAUGUAUUUAUUAGUCACAAAAUGCACGUCAAUAAAUUUAUUAAAUCAACUAUAA
Priapulus caudatus is the source of this 1970-nucleotide messenger RNA. RefSeq lists its product as uncharacterized. Gene Ontology annotation, biological process: carbohydrate metabolic process. NCBI's taxonomy places the organism in Eukaryota, Metazoa, Priapulida, Priapulimorpha, Priapulimorphida, Priapulidae. The record is from RefSeq and is a predicted model, not a curated record. Bases 10 to 1665 code for a protein of 551 amino acids. Gene Ontology annotation, molecular function: protein binding; chitin binding. Gene Ontology annotation, cellular component: extracellular region. The transcript has 10 exons.